AUGCCUCUCAGACUUUACUCUAGAUUUUCAUGCAUUUUUGAAACCAUGAUGAAUCUCUCUAUAGUGACUCACUUUGUCCUGCUUGGCAUCCCGCACACAGAGGGUCUGGAGACCACACUCUUUGUCCUGUUUUUAUCUUUCUACAUCUUUACUCUGGUGGGGAACCUGCUCAUACUCCUUGCAAUUGUAUCUUCUACUAGGCUUCACACCCCCAUGUACUUUUUCCUGUGCCAGCUGUCCAUGUGUGACAUAUUCUUCCCUUCAGUUAGCUCUCCCAAGAUGCUGUUCUACCUCUCAGGAAACACCCAAGUAAUCUCCUAUGCAGGCUGUGUGUGCCAACUCUUCUUCUACCAUUUCCUGGGUUGUACUGAAUGUUUUCUGUACACAGUGAUGGCCUAUGACCGCUUUGUGGCCAUAUGCCAUCCUCUAAGGUACUCAACAAUCAUGAAUCACAGAGUGUGUGUCAUCCUGGCCACAGGGACAUCAUUUUUUGGCUGCAUUCAGGCUACCUUUCUGACCACUCUCACUUUCCAGUUGCCCUACUGUGGUCCCAAUGAGGUGGACUAUUACUUCUGUGACAUCCCUGCUAUGGUAAAACUGGCUUGUGCAGAUACAUCAGCCCUGGAGAUGGUGGGGCUCAUCAGUGUGGGCCUGAUGCCCCUCAGCUGCUUCUUCCUCAUCCUCACCUCCUACAGCUGUAUCCUCUUCUCAAUUCUGCAAAUCCAAUCUGCUGAGGGGAGGCAUAGAGCUUUCUCCACCUGCAGUGCCCAUCUUACUGCCAUCCUCCUCGCCUUUAUGCCCGUGGUCCUCAUAUACCUCCAGCCUACCCCCAAUCCCUGGCUUAAUGCAGCUGUGCAGGUCUUGAAUAACCUGGUCACACCCAUGCUGAAUCCUUUGAUCUAUAGCCUGAGAAAUAAAGAAGUAAAAUGCUCUCUGAAGAAAGUACUACAGCAAGUGCCAAUUCUGUCUAAGAAAUGA
This is a messenger RNA of Peromyscus californicus insignis, 978 nucleotides long. RefSeq names its product olfactory receptor 149-like. Gene Ontology annotation, biological process: G protein-coupled receptor signaling pathway. Gene Ontology annotation, cellular component: membrane. NCBI's taxonomy places the organism in Eukaryota, Metazoa, Chordata, Mammalia, Rodentia, Cricetidae. Gene Ontology annotation, molecular function: olfactory receptor activity; G protein-coupled receptor activity. The record is from RefSeq and is a predicted model, not a curated record. The coding region runs from base 1 to 978 and encodes 325 amino acids. The transcript is spliced from 2 exons.